GCUUUAGUAGAAAUGCUGCAACUCUUCAGAGUGACGUUGCAACAUAAUUUUAUAUUUGAAAGCAGGCUUAGCUAAGCAUUGGUUAACCUAAUGAAAAGGACAGAUUAAUAGCAAAUAGUAAAUCAAUGACUCAGUUCUAGAUUGUAUAUCAUCCAGCACUGUACUGUAUGCAUCAAUGGCCACAGCUUGUAGAGUUCAGGUUUGUGGAUGUUUUAGUGAAAAACAGGUCACAACCUGUGUGUAUGUGUACACAAUGGUUUGAAGUUUCCCUGGAAGACACAAAGUGCAACAGAGGGGGUUGUAUGUGUGAAAUGCACGACUCAGACUGUGUCCAUGUCUGUGUUUGAGAGAGAGGGAGACAGGACCAUGUGAUAGUCAUCAGACACACACUCACAAACUGAUUUCACUCAGAUGUCCUCACUACUAUGUAUGGUUGUACUCUCUCAUCCACAAACACAACUGUUUGUGAAGCAGGAAUGCAGUGGAGGUGCACAAGUUAUGUGCUGUAUUACAUUACAGCAACUUUCAUUAAGUGCCAAUACUCCAAUCUGUAUGAAAUUAGAAAAUCAUUUCAGAGACAUAAUACAGGUUUUAAUCUAUGUUUAUGUCUAUUACUUUAUAUGUGGUGCUACAAUUGUGUGGUUCUACAUUAUGAUGUAUUAAUUGGAGGCUAAACAAUCCUAUAUAGGAAAAUGCAACCUUUUAGAUGAUUUUAUAGUUACACUGUCCUCAAGGUUGUUCAAGUAAGGCAGGCUACUGAGUCAACUGAGGCGAAAAUAUUGAUGGUUUCUAUUCCAAUCUAGUGAUGUAUUGUGUCAGUUUAUACAUAGGACAGUACAGUCAGCUUUUUAAUUGAUUACGUUUCGUUGCUGCUCCUUAAAUAGUUGAGUUGUUAGGGGAAAAGGGGCCUAUCGCUCACUAUAGUAACAAGUGAUGCAACAGCUGCAGACCCCGCCCACCUGAAGGCUCCGUUGCUGAGCAACGAGAAACUUUGAAGCGCCGAGACAUAACCAAACAAAUGUACCUCCGACAGGCUAUCUGACUUGUUUGGUUCUUUGUCAAUUUGCUUGCAGAUUUAUCACACCAAUAGCAAUGUCCAAGGCCCAACUCAAGAAAAAGGAGUCUUCAAGUAAAGUCUCUUUAUCUGAACGACAGACUGAAGCAGCUUCCCUAGGAACCACUUCCUCUGAGAGCCUUGGAAGUGUAUGGAGAUGCAGGUUUCCCAUUUGGCCCGAGUGGGUUGACUCAGAAGUCAACCAGGAGAAAUGGGACUCAAGUAAAGGAGCUGACAAUGGAUGCUCGAACAAGAGUCCCAAUGCUCCAUUUUUUGAAGAUCCUGAGGGGAAAAUUUCCCUGCCUCCAUCUGUGAAAGUGCACUCCUGGAAACGUCCUACAGAGUUUAGUAUCAACAAGGGUAUCACGGUUGUUGAGAAUCCAAAGACCUUUGAACUGAUCUCCCCAAAUGAUCAUCUGAUUUGCAGUGAGCUGAUGAGGUGGAUCAUCAGUGAGAUCUAUAUUGUUUGGACACUACAUAAAAAAUCACAGACAAAACAAGAUGAUUGGAGACCUUGGGAGCACAUCUACUCGCUGUGUAAGGUGGGCAGAGGUCAUGUGCCACUCUACAACAACUAUGGAAAGUACGUGGUCAGACUCUACUGGAUGGGAUGUUGGAGGAAGAUAACAGUAGAUGAUUCGAUGCCAUUUGACGAAGAAAACAACUUGCUUCUCCCAGCCUCCACCUGUCAGUCAGAGCUGUGGCCAAUGUUGCUGGCGAAGGCUCUCAUUAAGGUGGCCAACACAAAUGUAAUGUCAGAGGCCAGCGGAGAGAUGGGCGAGUUCAGCUUUAUCCACACCCUCACUGGCUGGAUCGCAGAAAUCCAUCCUUUAAAGUCUAUAAACCUGGGAAAAACCUGGGAUUUCUUACAAGAAAACAUUCCGAAAUUUACAUUCCCAGAUGAGAGUUCAAAACCUCAGACUGCAGAUUCCAGCUUUAAGGACAGCAAGAAUGAUCCUGCGAAGCAUGAGAAAAGUCCCCCUGAGGUGGUGGUGUGUGCCAGCUACUACCCUUUACAGCCACAUCAUAAUUCGUUUGGGUUUGGACACAUGGCUAAUUCCUCAGAGUGUCUUCGUCAGUACGGUCUCUCCUUGCUGUGCAGCCACAUUGUCUUGUUGACCAGAACCCGGGCUUGCCCGCUUGAGCUACCACCCAAACCUCCACCCGUACCACAGUGGAAACUCAUCCGCCCGCCAAAGGAGAUCAAUGUCCUGGAUGAACCAAGGAAGCUUCCUUUGUCCAAACCAGAGCAGUUCAUUGAGGUGGCCAGCCCUUUUCUCUCCUACAGUGUCAAGAGCAACGUUGACUCAAUCCUGGAGCUAGAGGCCAGGAAGAGCGCUCAGGGGAAACAAUCCCAUGGAUCCCCUCUGGUCUCCAUCGCUGAGAGAGAGGAGACUGAAUGCAGAGAAGGGCUUGAGCCUCAUGCAGCUGAACGCACCACUAACAAAGCAAAGAGCACAACAGGCAAAAUAGAGGUUACUACAGAGGACAGGCAGAAGGACAAUGAUGACAUAUCCAAUGAUCGACCCAAAACUGCAUUGGAGGAGCCUUUAACUGAGGACCCCACGAUUCUUGUCAGUCCCAUCCUGCAGGAGACCUGGGUGGACCUGGAGGAUUUUGCCAAAUGCUUUCAGACCCUCUUGGUUUUCCAUAAACCACAAUGCUUCCCACAUCAGAUCCACAAAUCUAAUUUUAAGAGCACCGUCCUGCCCAAAACUGCAACAGGCACCAACUGUACUGGGUCAGCUACUAACUUCUCUGGAUCCCUGCCUUUGAUAUCUACUGUAGCAAGCCCUGAAAGUCCAGAGGUAAAAGGCACACACUACCUGUGUGUGGACAGCAUGCAACAUCCCCAGAUCCACAUCCUUUUCUCUGCUCUGCUUCUCUGGGGAGAUACGGCUGAGGAGAAAAAGGAAGCAUCAGCACUAUGUAGGUCUGCAGUUCUCACCGCCCAGACCUACUCCUGGAAAAGCCUGCAGUCUGAGCUGCCAAUUCUCACCAUCAAGACCACCUCCUCAAAAGCAGCCGUGCUUAACUUACCCCCGGGUCGCCAUGUGUUGUCCUUCCAGACCAAAGCAGCACUGGGCUACCACGUUCACCUGUACAGCAAGACACCUUUCAUCUUUGGGGAUGAAGAAACCAUCAUGUCAUACCUCACCAAGGAAAGUGCUCGUUUCAUAGAGCAGGCGUCGUCCAUCUUAAAGGCCCUGUCCAGAGUGGUGUCUUCCUUUAGCGAUGAGCAGGAUCAGCCAACAGCCAGAAGAAUCCUGGAAGAGACUCACUGCCCGCAAAACAUCCACACCAGCCUGGGGAAAGGGCAACAUCAAAAGGUGUUUAACUUUGCAGUGUACAACAUGCUGUGUGAGGCUCUGGGCAGGAAGCUGACAUCCAAAGAGCGCUUUGCUCUAUGUGCUCUCACAGCUGACCCUUCACUUUUGACCAUGGACCCCAAAGAGCCCUCUGAUACAUCGGAAGCAGAAUCAAAGCCUCCAGGAAGCUGGGGAGACAGGGAGCCAACAGACAGGGAGGUGAAGGCAGUCACAAUUCUUCAGGCUGGGUUUAAAGGACAUUUGGUGCGAGAAAUAAUAAACGCCUCAAAACCAGGCAGGAAGGAGAACCUCAGUGCAUCUAAGAUCCUUUCGGACAUGUGGCCGAAGGUUGAAUCAGAUGCAGAAAAGCAUGCUGCCCUCUUGCUACGGUAUAUCAUUGAUCGCUCUGAGAGUAAAGCAGAGCUCUACCCCUGUCAGCAGGAUGAAUGGACCGGAGUCUCCUUCGCUGAUUACUCUGUCCCUCUCCAAGAAACAGACAAUUCCUGGGUCCUGGUCUUUAGAGAGGUGUUCCUGGUUUCUAAAAAGAUGCUGCUAGUACCAAAGAUCUACUCCCCAAUCCCUAACUGUCUGCUGCACAUCAUAAAUAAUGACACAGGAGAAGAGCUGGACACGCUCUUCAGCAGUGUAGCAGAACAUGUCUAUCAACCCAACAAGCUUGGUUAUACCUUUGUAGCAGAGGCUUUCAUGCCUGAAUGCCCCCCUGUUGGUGCAAAGUGGAGGAUACGCUUGAUUGGCUCAAGGGAACUCCUGCCAAAACUGUCUCGUCAGAAUCCACUCAACACGUUCUCGGUGAAGGAAGUCAGGGAUUAUUACAUUCCCUUUGAGAAGAACCUCAUAUGUCGUUACUUUGUGGAGGUGACAACAGAGGUCUUAGGAACUGUUCAGUUUCAGACUUCCAAGCCAGAUGUUUUGAUCCGUCUGUCCAUCCUGGACCAGGAGAAGGAGGUAGCUAGCAACUACGGGAAGGGUCAUGUGGUAAUCCCAGUGUUCUGCUUCCUUGCUAACAAAGACAGCCUCGAACAAAGAGAUGAGGAGGACAAAACAGCUGGGAAUUCAGACUCCUUGUCUGACCAGCACCAGCCUCCCACAGAGACUAUGGGUCAUAAGUAUGUGGUGCAGGCAGAGGUGCUUCAGAAUAGCUGGGAUUUGGAUGAAUCUCAGCUGGCUUUUAUCCAUAAACAGAGAGACUUGGAGAAGAAUGAAAUGAGAGAAUGCCAGCCUGAGGACCUGAACAGAUCAUCCACCACCGACACACCGCAACCCCAUGUACAACAAUCUGACACACCCAAAGCCCAGCGCAAAGGAAAAGGUGACAAGGAGAAGGGGAAGCCAGUGACCAGCUCUAAAUCUUUCUCCAGACAACAAACGAGCCUUGACUUGACUAAGGCCAACUGGACUCUGCGUGUGGUCAGUGAUAAGGGCCAAACGGAGAGCAUCAAGGUGACCAAGGACACAGAGAGGCAGGACUGGAUCAAAGCCACUAAAAAUGCCUGGGAGAUGGCUGAAGCAGGCCGCUGUGCCAAGGCAUUACAGUCUCGUCUCAAGUUUUGUAACCAACUCCAACAUCAAGCAGGUGAUGAGACUUCUACAGAUGACACAGAAAACAGAGAGCCAGCUGCUUCCAGAUCUGGUCCUGCCAUCUCUCUCAAUCCAUCCAAUAAGAAGCUAACCAAUGCCUCAUGCUCCUGUCCUUCCACGGACUACACUCCUUUCAUCAGACGCCAAAAGGAUUUUCCUGCUCUGAUGGACUCCCAAAUGGAGGAGAUCCAGCAGAGGGAGCGCUUAGAAAAGAUCCAGACUUACCGGUUGGUCCGAGACAAUGUGCUGGAGCACCAGAAACAGCAACAGCGCAACCGAAAGUUUCUGAGGACACACCACCCGGAGAUAUAUGAGAACAUGAAGCAGCACCGUAUGAUAUUCCUCAAUGCUUGUGAGGCAUUAAGUAACCGUCAGAUGGCAAACAUUAAAAAGGAACAAGAAGCUCUGGAGGAGGCCCAGCAGGCAGCUUUAGAAAAAACAACCCCCACCUCUGCUGCCACCCAGCAGCCCAACAAACGUGCCAAGAGUGCUGGCAAAAAGAAAUGAUGGUCAUUGGCAUCCCUCUCAGUUCCCUUCAACAGACACUUCUCAACAAUACUGAAGAUUCUUCAUUUAACCACAACAUCGUAGCCUGCAACUGAUGAUAUAAGAGCUAACUCAAAGAUUGUUUGAGCACCUGAUUCAGGGCUUAUGCCUUUAGAGUCUUUUAAAAUAUGACACUAAGAACUCUAAGAGAAUGUAUUCUGUAUGACACUAUGAAAUAUUGUUAUUCUACACGUUUGAUCUUUCAUUUAGAAUUGUAAUAACACUGUUCACCUACAAAAGGGAUUUUUGUAGUAAUUGUUCAUUUUAUUUGAGCAAUACGAUACGCUUUAAAUAAAGAAAAAGAAGUCG
Molecule: messenger RNA, 5817 nt
Organism: Eleginops maclovinus (Patagonian blennie)
Lineage: Eukaryota; Metazoa; Chordata; Actinopteri; Perciformes; Eleginopidae
Gene: adgb
Product: androglobin
Exons: 35
Coding region: 1093-5469 (1458 amino acids)
Biological process (GO): proteolysis
Molecular function (GO): protein binding; calcium-dependent cysteine-type endopeptidase activity
Source: RefSeq, a predicted model, not a curated record